This is a messenger RNA of Phodopus roborovskii (desert hamster), 2402 nucleotides long. It is a transcript of the gene Cxxc1, whose product is annotated as CXXC finger protein 1. Gene Ontology annotation, biological process: positive regulation of DNA-templated transcription. NCBI's taxonomy places the organism in Eukaryota, Metazoa, Chordata, Mammalia, Rodentia, Cricetidae. Gene Ontology annotation, molecular function: DNA binding; zinc ion binding. The transcript is spliced from 15 exons. The coding region runs from base 142 to 2145 and encodes 667 amino acids. The record is from RefSeq and is a predicted model, not a curated record. Gene Ontology annotation, cellular component: Set1C/COMPASS complex.
AGUGCGGUGCGGCGGGGGCGGGACCGGGAGCGGAAGUGGUUUGUGGGCGCCUUUGCCACCGCCGCGGAAAGCUGCCCAGGGGCUCGUUCGGUUCGCGGGGUGCUGCCGGGGGUCCAGAGCGGCUGCGCUGUGAGCGGAGAUAUGGAAGGAGACGGUUCAGACCUCGAGCCUCCAGACGCUGGGGAGGACAGCAAGUCUGAGAAUGGGGAGAAUGCUCCUAUCUACUGCAUCUGCCGCAAACCAGACAUCAACUGCUUCAUGAUUGGAUGUGACAACUGCAAUGAAUGGUUCCAUGGGGACUGCAUCCGGAUCACUGAGAAGAUGGCCAAGGCCAUCCGGGAAUGGUAUUGUCGGGAUUGCCGAGAGAAGGACCCGAAGCUGGAGAUUCGUUAUCGGCACAAGAAGUCCCGAGAGCGGGAUGGCAGUGAGCGGGCCGGCAGUGAACGGGCCGGCAGUGAGCCCCGGGACGAGGGAGGAGGGCGCAAGAGGCCUGCUUCAGAUCCAGAUUUGCAGCGCCGGGCAGGGGCAGGGACAGGGGUUGGGACCAUACUUGCUCGGGGCUCUGCUUCGCCCCACAAAUCCUCUCCACAGCCCUUGGUGGCUACACCUAGCCAGCAUCACCAGCAACAGCAGCAGCAGCAACAACAACAGCAACAAAUCAAACGGUCAGCCCGCAUGUGUGGUGAGUGUGAGGCGUGCCGGCGCACAGAAGACUGUGGCCACUGUGACUUCUGCCGUGACAUGAAGAAGUUCGGGGGCCCCAACAAGAUCCGGCAGAAGUGCCGGCUUCGCCAGUGUCAGCUGCGGGCACGGGAAUCGUACAAGUACUUCCCUUCCUCGCUCUCGCCGGUGACGCCCUCAGAGGCCCUGCCAAGGCCCCGCCGGCCACCACCCACUCAACAGCAGCCACAGCCAUCUCAGAAGCUAGGACGCAUCCGUGAAGAUGAGGGGACAGUGUUGUCAUCCACGGUCAAGGAGCUACCAGAGACUACAGCAACACCUGACCCACUUUCAGAUGAGGACCUGCCAUUGGACCCUGAUCUGUACCAGGACUUCUGUGCCGGAGCCUUUGAUGAUCAUGGCCUACCCUGGAUGAGUGACGCAGAAGAGUCCCCAUUCCUGGACCCUGCACUGAGGAAACGGGCCGUGAAAGUAAAGCACGUGAAGCGUCGAGAGAAGAAGUCUGAGAAGAAGAAGGAGGAGCGAUAUAAACGACAUCGACAGAAGCAGAAGCAUAAAGACAAAUGGAAACACCCAGAGAGGGCUGAUGCCAAGGACCCUGCAUCACUGCCACAGUGCCUGGGGCCCGGCUGUGUGCGUGCUGCCCAGCCUGGUUCCAAGUAUUGCUCAGAUGACUGUGGCAUGAAGCUGGCGGCCAACCGAAUCUAUGAGAUCCUCCCGCAGCGCAUCCAGCAGUGGCAGCAAAGCCCCUGCAUUGCUGAAGAGCACGGCAAGAAGCUCCUUGAACGCAUCCGCCGUGAGCAGCAGAGUGCCCGCACUCGUCUUCAAGAAAUGGAGCGCAGAUUCCACGAGCUUGAAGCUAUUAUUCUUCGUGCUAAGCAGCAGGCUGUGCGUGAGGAUGAGGAGAACAAUGAGAAUGACAGUGACGACACAGAUCUGCAGAUCUUCUGUGUCUCCUGCGGGCAUCCCAUCAACCCACGUGUUGCCUUGCGCCACAUGGAGCGUUGCUACGCCAAGUAUGAGAGCCAGACAUCCUUCGGGUCCAUGUACCCCACACGCAUUGAAGGGGCUACCCGACUCUUCUGUGACGUCUACAAUCCCCAGAGCAAAACAUACUGUAAGCGGCUCCAGGUGCUAUGCCCUGAGCACUCACGGGACCCCAAAGUGCCUGCUGAUGAGGUCUGUGGGUGUCCACUUGUACGUGAUGUCUUUGAGCUCACAGGUGACUUCUGCCGCCUGCCUAAGCGCCAGUGCAAUCGUCAUUACUGCUGGGAGAAACUCCGGCGCGCAGAAGUGGACUUAGAGCGCGUGCGGGUGUGGUACAAGCUGGAUGAGCUGUUUGAGCAGGAGCGUAAUGUUCGCACAGCCAUGACCAACCGAGCAGGAUUACUUGCCCUGAUGCUGCACCAAACGAUCCAACACGACCCACUCACUACCGACCUUCGAUCUAGUGCUGACCGCUGAGCUUCACCAGCCUAGAGCCCCUCACCCCUGCAUUCCAGUUAGGGGAGCGGCCCUGCGCAUCCCUGGCUUUUUGUUCCUCCACUCAUUUGUUUAUUCCACUACUCCUUAGUUAUCCCUGUGCCCAUCUACAUUUUGACUUCCAUCUGUCCCUCUCCAUAUUCAGUGCUGGGGUGAGACCGUGGAGUUUACUCAUCCUUGUCUAUACCCAUCCCCUAAGCAAACGGGUUUUGUUAAUAAAAAUUUUGAACAACCAACAA